CCAGCCUCGCCGGAGCAGCGCCGCACCGGGAAGCCCGCGAGCCUCGCCGGGGCGGCCGCGGCGGGGAGCCUCGCCCUGCCGGCCUCGCCUGCCCAGCCGGCCUCGCCGCCCCCUCCCUGCCCGCCGCCGGCAUGCCCGCCCGCUCUGUCCGCCGCCGGCGGCCGCUCCUGCCGCUGCUGCUGCUGCUGCUCUGGGCGGCUGGGCUGGAGGCGGCGGCCGAGUCGCGCUCGCGAAGUUGCUCCGAAGUGAAGCGGCUCUAUGUGGCGCGGGGCUUCAGCCAGAGCGAGGCGCCCAGCCACGAGAUCAACGGUGAUCACUUGAAAGUUUGCCCUCAAGGGUACACCUGCUGUUCCCAAGCCAUGGAGGAGAAGUACUGGCAGCAGAGCAGACAAGAUUUCAGCCAUGCUGUUGUCGAGCUGAGCAACAAUUUGCAAGGCACCUUCAGUUCACGAUACAAAAAGUUUGACGAGUUUUUCAGAGAGCUCCUGGACAACGCGGAGAAAUCCUUGAACGACAUGUUUGUACGGACUUACGGCCUCCUGUAUACGCAGAACUCGGAGAUGUUCAAGGACCUCUUUGUGGAGCUGAAGCGAUAUUAUGCGGGCGGGAGGGUCAACCUGGAAGACAUGCUGAAUGACUUUUGGGCCCGUCUCCUGGAGCGCAUGUUCCGCCUGGUCAACCCCCAGUAUCACUUUUCGGACGAGUACCUGGAGUGCGUCAGCAAGUAUACUGAGCAGUUGAAGCCCUUUGGAGACGUCCCACGAAAGCUGAAGCUGCAGGUGACCCGGGCUUUUGUGGCAGCCCGCACCUUUGCCCAGGGCCUGGCCGUGGCCAGGGAUGCGGUGGCCAAAGUCUCUGCGGUCAAUCCCACGCCCCAGGGGGUUCGCGCCCUGACCAAGAUGAUGUACUGCCCGUUUUGCCGAGGCUUCGUGGCCAUCAAGCCCUGUUACAACUACUGCUUCAACGUCAUGCGGGGCUGCCUGGCCAACCAAGGGGAGCUGGACAGCGAGUGGAACAACUUCAUAGAUUCAAUGCUAAUGUUGGCCGAGAGGUUGGAAGGUCCCUUCAACAUUGAGUCUGUCAUGGACCCCAUCGAUGUGAAGAUUUCAGAUGCCAUCAUGAAUAUGCAGGAAAACAGCUUACAGGUGUCCCAAAAGGUCUUUCAAGGGUGUGGGCAACCCAAGAUGCUGGCACAAAGCCGAACAUCCCGCUCCGCUUCAGACAGCAGCUUCAGUGCCCGCUUUAGGCCUUACAACCCGGAGGAACGUCCCACAACAGCUGCAGGAACGAGUUUGGAUCGACUGGUGACCGAUGUGAAGGAGAAACUGAAGCAGGCGAAGAAGUUCUGGUCUUCCCUUCCCAGCAACAUCUGCGGCAAUGAGAAAAUGGCUGCCGGCAACGUCCACGAAGAAGAAUGCUGGAAUGGAAAGAACAAGAGCAGGUACCUCUUCGCUGUGAUGCCGAACGGCUUAGCCAACCAGGCCAACAACCCCGAAGUGGAAGUCGACACUUCGAAGCCGGACCUGGUGAUCCGCCGGCAAAUCAUGUCCCUCCGGGUGAUGAUCAGCAAGCUGAAGAACGCCUACAACGGCAACGAUGUGGACUUCAUAGAUAUCAGUGACGAAAGCAGCGGAGAAGGCAGCGGAAGCGGGUGCGAAUUGCACCAAUGUUCUCCCGAACUGGUGCUGAACACCACCGAAGUCACACAGAACGUCAACAAAAUAGAUAAAAAAAUGACUGAUUCAGCCAGCAGUUUCGGCCCAUCGGAAUCCCUUCUCCUUUUAAGCCUCGUCUUCUUCUUCCUUGUGGGUCAAAGACAAUGGAGAUAACUACGCCUGCUCCUCCUUUUAUUAUUAUUAUUAUUUUUUUAAAACCAUUGGAGGCGGGGAAAAGGAUUUUUUAAAAAAAGUGCCAAGGGACCGGAUUUCACAUUUAUACCAUCUAGAGACUUUUUUUUGGGAAGGGUUCAAAAGGUUCCUUGUAAGUUAAACGGAAAAACCACGUACAGGUGUUUUUUUUUUUUAAAGAAAAAAACUCUUGUUGCCACUGGUUUUAAAUCUUUUUUUCCCUCUGCCCUGUUUUCAGGCUUUGGGUGUAUGAAAUCACAGAACCGUUUGGAUCAGUUAAUCCGAUCUGCUGACUGAGAAACCACAAUAAAUGUGGUAAACCAAGUGUGUAUAUACAGGCCUGUCCUUAGCUCUGGUGUGUGUUGUUGUUUUAAAUCAGGUUCUCUCCCCCCCCCCCCCUUAUCACUCUUUUCCUUUAAUUUUAUUUUAGCUUUUUUUUUUUAAAGAGAACUCAACUGUUCUAGAUUGGUAUGUUUAAAGGAUGAUUUCUUUCCUGAAAUAGGAAAUUUAUCUGUACAGAAGCGGAAGGAAUUUUUCAAGAUUGAUUGUAUUUUAAUAGGCAAAGAGAGGAAGUUGUUUAAAAAACAACACAAAACACACUCUUUUGUCCAGAUCGUACAUGGGCAGGUGCUUCUUUAGAAGGAGGAGGUGUGGAUUUUUGAGAAGAGUUGGUUUAAUAUACUUUUAUUUCCUUUUACAUAGAGUCUAGGUCUCCCUCGUCCCAAAGGAUACGGACAAUCUGGACGUAGAAUUGGAAGGGGUGGGGGUUGCAGGUGUGACCUGAUGGGGGACAAAGUUGAGAUGUCAGCCCCAACAUGUCAAAAAGGUGGGGAUUUGAUUGCAUUGUGGCAGCUGCCAUUUUGACCACGGAUGUUCUGGGGGGUGGGGGUUGGUUUGGCUCAGAAAGAGAAGAGUCUGGGAGCACCUUUGGGCUGGAUUUGAAGGACCAGUUGAACCAGUCAGACACUUUUCUUUUAGUGGUGGGUUCUUCCUGGGCCAUAAAUUUUGGUAGAAUUCCUCCCACGGUCCUUGUUAGUGGAAUGGUGGACCGCCGGGUCCAGGCACAGCAUUGUGUUCAAUUUGGAAACACUCUUUUGGGAUCCGGGAGAGGUUGAAAGAGUGCCUGGAGAGAAAGCAAGGCUACUUCUCAAAGUUACGGUCCACCCGGACCGGUUUCCCAUGGCUGGAAUGGCCCAACAGGCAGCAUGAAAUGGUUCCAAAAGAACAUAAUGUGGGGGCUAUAGGAAGGCCCCAAACCAGUCUAGAUCUUUGUCCCACAUUUGAACAGGGUUGGCAUCCUGCAUCUAGGUUUCCCAAAAUUGUUGCUGGAGAAUGUUUUUUGUUCUUGCAAUUCGGCAUUCUUUUAUCUUUCCUUCACUCCCGUUUUUACCUUCCGUGCACAGCACAAAGUUCCUAAGCCUGAUCUUGUGAAGGGACUUUAGGUCAAUCUGGAAGACCUUUGGUUGGGUUCUAACAAUAAACCGCUCCCCCAGGCAUAAACUUUC
Messenger RNA from Crotalus tigris (Tiger rattlesnake), 3352 nucleotides. RefSeq names its product glypican 4 (gene GPC4). Bases 132 to 1829 code for a protein of 565 amino acids. Gene Ontology annotation, biological process: regulation of signal transduction; cell migration; regulation of protein localization to membrane. The record is from RefSeq and is a predicted model, not a curated record. Gene Ontology annotation, cellular component: synapse; plasma membrane; cell surface. Lineage: Eukaryota; Metazoa; Chordata; Lepidosauria; Squamata; Viperidae. The transcript is spliced from 9 exons.